UGUCUCCGCCUUCCGACCGGACUGCAUGAGAACCAAACGGCGAUGCCGCCUCCUUAACAUAAACGACAGCGGCGCCGCGCUGCGCCUCGUCAGAGGAAUGUGGAAACAUUAACGUCGGAAGUCGCGACUGCGCCAGCGCCAGCGAAGAUGAGGGACGACGGCCGCAAAGAUCAACUCGGCAGCCCGUCGUCGCCCCGCCAGAAUUCAAUACAGUUGAACGGAGCCGCCGAAAGUGGCCUCAACCACACAGGCGCGUCGUGGCAGCUCCCAUCCCAAGCCCCGAGUCCAGACCCCGUCCCAAACCGGACGGCGUCCAGGGAGCAGUGGGACGGGAAGUACGAGUUCCUGCUUUCUUGCCUGGGAUACUGUGUGGGUUUAGGGAACGUGUGGCGGUUCCCUUACCUUUGCUAUCGCAAUGGAGGCGGUGUCUUUCUUAUCCCCUACUUCCUCAUGCUCUUUGUUACGGGCGUUCCGCUCUUCCUCAUGGAGCUCUGUCUCGGCCAGUACGGCGCGGCCGGGCCCAUCGCCGUGUGGAAAUGCUGCCCCCUGCUUAAAGGUAUCGGCAUCGGGAUGGUCUGCGUGGCCGUGCUGGUGUCUCUAUACUACAACGUCAUUAUAGCCUGGACCUUUUAUUACCUGGGCAGCUCGUUCCAGAGCCCGCUGCCCUGGUCGUGCGACGCCCUCGCCAACGCUGCCAUCUGCAAUAGCUCCAGUGGGGAAAGCCUCAGCCCCUCAGAGAUCUUCUGGAACAACGAUCCAGAAAAGGCUUCCGUUGUUGUCCUAUACGUUGCUUUUCAAGGACGACGGUAUGGGCUCAUUUCUUUUUGUCUCGCGUUUCCUGCCAGCGAGCGCGUGCUGGGUGUCGUGAACAGUGAGGGCCUUCAUGACCCGGGCCCAGUCCGCCCGCCCCUGGCCCUGUGCCUCCUGGCUGCCUGGAUCAUCGUCUUCCUGUGCAUGCUCAAGGGCAUCCACAGCGCUGGCAAGGUGGUCUAUGUCACGGCUACGUUCCCGUACUUUGUACUGAUCGUUUUGAUCAUCAGAGGCGUUACGCUGGAAGGCUCUCUUCAGGGCAUCGCUUUCUACCUCACACCAGACUGGAGACGCUUAGCCAGUGCGCAGGUAUGGAAUGAUGCAGCUUCGCAGAUCUUCUACUCGUUGGGUAUUGGAGUCGGAGGAGUGCUUUCCAUGGCCUCCUAUAAUAAGUUUGACAACAAUGUCAUUCGGGACACGGUAAUUAUCGCCACUGGAAACUGCCUCUCCAGCUUUUUUGCAGGAUUUGCUAUAUUUUCAGUCCUAGGCCACAUGGCGUGGAGGAGAGGGGUGCCUGUUGCAAACGUGGCAGUUUCCGGUAAGUAUUCAAUUGGAAUUGGGGUCGCCUACGCAGAGCGGGAAAAUAGUCGGCUCGCAGCCAGGAUUUCGGGGUUCGACAUCUGUCCGGGAUUAGCAUUUGUGGCUUACCCAGAGGCCCUCGCUCUGCUGCCUGGUUCGGCGUUCUGGUCCGUUCUCUUCUUCCUGAUGCUUUUCAUGUUGGGAAUUGACACGCUUUUUGGCAACAUUGAGGGCAUAACCACUGCGGUACUCGAUGAGUUUCCACAACUGCGAGGGAACGCCAAGUACAAGUCCUUGUUUCUGGCCGUGCUCUGCUUUUGCUUCUACUUGAUGGGGCUCCUGUUAGUCACUGAUGGGGGCAUUUACUGGUUUACGCUCAUCGACUCCUUCAGCACUAGUUUUGGCCUCAUCAUCAUCACCCUCUUCAUGUGCAUUGGCAUCUCCUUCUUCUACGGAGUCAACCAGUUUUGCCAGGACAUCAUCGACAUGAUCCAGCACUGCCCUCCCUGGUGCAGCAAAGUAUUGUUGUACUUCAAAGCAUGCUGGGUGGUCUUCACUCCUUUUCUUCUUUUGUUCAUCCUGUGCUACAUCUUCAUUGAGAUGUACAACACGUCCCUGCACUACGGCUCCUACGUGUAUCCUCGCUGGGGGAAAGCGUUGGGGGUGUGCAUGGCUUCGAUCUGCUGUCUGCAGAUCCUCAUCUGGGCCAUCGUAGCCAUCUACAAAGAAACCGGAACACUGAAAGAACGCUUCCACAAAACCAUUCGACCGCUGAACUCCUGGCGGACAAACAACGGCGCAGGGAGAGUGCAGGGGAGCAUGGAUACAGAGAGGUUGGAGGGUCUAUUCACAGUUACUCUCACCGAGAUGGACUUCAACGCGAUGACGUGGGAGGAGGGAUGUGACGGCAUGAGGAACAGUGAAGGCACAUAGAGGAGCAGACUAUUUUAUUGAUAAAUAACUGAAAAGAUGAUGACUAAAUUUGCUCUUGGUUGGCUUUGGUGGUGGUGCAGUAUUAAUGGAGCGAGCAACAUCAUGAACUUUCGCUAAGCAGCAGCGCCCUCUAGUGGCUUAAAUGUGAACAGGACACUGGUGACUGCAUUGCACUGGCAUCGCCGUUGUUCAAAAGGCCAGAAACAAAGUUGAUGCAAGAGAAUUGGGCAAUUUGGAAGUGACUGUUUUUUGUCAAUAUCUUUAGGUCUCAAAAGUGUUCUCUGUCAAUUGACUGUCUGUUGUCGUAGUAGAGCGGCUCCAAUUUCCUGGCGUGUUUUUUGGGAGAUACUUGGCAAAUAAAGAUGAUUCUGAUUCUGAUGAGGCCUCAACUGUGGCAGGUCAGAGGCGGGUCGUUCUGAAUUUGCCGUUGGCGCUUGAACAAACAACCAGUGGAAAGCUACCAAUCGGUAGCUCAUUAGUAUAGAAACAAGCUUGAAUGGUAAAAGCAGUUACCAUAUUUCAUAGUAUCAAAAAAAACCAAACUGCUUUUAUUGCUACAUAAUGUUCCUUUUUUAUGUUGUUUUUAAUUUUUUUUUUUUUACUGUUUUCCUUAUGGGAACUGUCGGCUCCCGGAGCUCUAAUUUAUAUCGGAAGUUGGUUCUGUCGCUAUAUUAUAAUCAUUUACUUUAAGUCAAAAUGAAAUUCCACUGAUUGCAGUCAACUUAUGGAACAGGGGAGUCUACACCCCCCUCGGCACAAAAUAUAAUUUCCAAGAUGAAUACUAGCCAGAAUAACGAUGCAUGCUGCAGAUGUGUAAGAAUGAGGAAUAAAUUGCCAAAUUGUGUCUUUAAA
Phyllopteryx taeniolatus (common seadragon) is the source of this 3114-nucleotide messenger RNA. RefSeq names its product solute carrier family 6 member 7 (gene slc6a7). Gene Ontology annotation, biological process: sodium ion transmembrane transport. The coding region runs from base 148 to 2262 and encodes 704 amino acids. Lineage: Eukaryota; Metazoa; Chordata; Actinopteri; Syngnathiformes; Syngnathidae. The transcript has 14 exons. Gene Ontology annotation, molecular function: L-proline transmembrane transporter activity. Gene Ontology annotation, cellular component: membrane. The record is from RefSeq and is a predicted model, not a curated record.